Messenger RNA from Wallemia mellicola CBS 633.66, 3254 nucleotides. RefSeq names its product Clavaminate synthase-like protein. Gene Ontology annotation, molecular function: dioxygenase activity. The record is from RefSeq and is a predicted model, not a curated record. Bases 1 to 921 code for a protein of 306 amino acids. NCBI's taxonomy places the organism in Eukaryota, Fungi, Basidiomycota, Wallemiomycetes, Wallemiales, Wallemiaceae. The transcript has 4 exons.
AUGACUUUCACCAUCAACGCUGAUCAACCAACAGAGACACUCUCAAAUGAGAUAAAAGAAGCGUGCAAAUCUACAGGAUUUCUUUAUCUGACGAAUACUGGUAUAGAUAGUAAGGAAGUAUUCAAAAUAUCCCAGAACUUUUUCCAAGAUACGUCAGCUAGUGAUAAAGCUGAUUAUAGGAUAACAACAGCGAAUGAAGGUUAUGUCAAUUUCGGCGAUGAGCUAUUAGAUCCAAGUCAACCAGACAAAGAUCUCAAAGAGGCGUUUAACUUUGGUGUGAAAUCAGCUUUUGUCGACAACUCACAGUCACUUCCUGAGACAUUCAAAGGUAAUAAUUUCCAAACUCUCAAAGAGUUCUCUACUAAUUGUUACAACCUUGGCAUAAAACUACUUCAUGCUUUCGCAUUAUCACUUGAUUUGGAGAGUGACUAUUUCACCAAAUUUCAUUCAUCGUCAGCUCCAAAUAGUUCUACAUUUAGAAUGCUUUAUUAUCCUCCAGUUGAAGCCACUACUUCAAAUGGUAGUUUGAGAGCUGGUGCUCAUUCAGAUUACGGCAGUUUGACUUUCUUGUUUCAAAACAGCGAAAUUAGCGGUUUGCAGAUACUUAAAAAUGGAGUUUGGGAGGAUGUCGAACCUGUACCAAAUGCUGUGCUGGUAAAUAUUGGUGAUAUAAUGGAAUUUUGGACAGGUGGUCAAUUCAAAUCAACGACACACCGAGUGGUAAAACCAAAAAUGACAGAGCAAAGCAAACCAAGGCAAUCUUUGGCAUACUUCUUCCAUCCCGAUGACGACGCGAUCGUGAAUGCGAUGGACACCACCGUUGAAUCCAUCAAGGGUCUCUCUACAGAGACGUCUCUGACAGCUUACGAAUACCUCCAUCAACGAUUAAGAGCUACGUAUACUUCACGAAAAGAUGUUUGAAAAGAAUAUCAAUUAUGUAUUAUAAUCUGAAUAGAUACAAGAAAAUGGUAUAAAGAAAACAGAAGAAGCGCUUGCUAUAAUAAUAAAAUCAGACUAUCUAUUAAACUACUCCCGUGGUAAUGUUACGUUAGUUUUCUGUGGUGAGGCUUCAUAUGCUUCAAUAAUAGAAUUAGAGUCCAGGAUAUCUUCUGUAGGCGGUUUGUGUUGAUCACUAUCAUAUCCAGCGCCUUUUGGUGUGAUGGAGUUUGAUUUCGAAGAUUGAUUGCUGCUAUUUCUAUUCCUCCUAAAUGAAAAUUUCCUCUGUGAUGAUGUCGAUUGAUUUGAGCUAGUGCUAGCGUAAGGCAAUACUGAUUCUGAAAUAUGAUAGCGGUGGUUGCUUUUCCCACUCGCGCUACCACUAUCAGGUGAUUUCGGUUGUGGAGAUGGGUUAAUUUCUUGAAGUUGUUGUUCAAGCUCAUUUGAUCCUGACCUACGUCUAGACGACGUUCUAUUUGAUGGUGAUGAUCUCAUUUGUGAGGCUCUUCUACCUAAUACCUGAAAUUGCUCUCGUAUACCCGCAGCACCUCUCGGUCCGAAGUCAUUAGAUAUUCCCUGAGUAGAUGCUCUCAUUGUUGACAUAUCUGGUGCUUGUGGUGGUGACUCAUGGCGAUUUAAUGGUGAAUCAACAGCAUAUCUCGUUCUAGACGAUUCAUUUGUAUUAGUUGCUAAUGUGUUUGAACGCUUCAAAUCGUGCUUCUCAGCUUUAGGCGGUGGUGCCCAAGUUAAAGGCUCAUUAUCGAAUAUCGUCUUAUAGUAAAGAAUGAGAUCUUCCAUAGUCUUAUCCUUUGAUGCAGAAUGUUGCAUCUUGAGAGCAUCUGCAGCACUCAUACCUUGUAGCUCCUCAACGCUGAUAUCACCCAUCAAUACAGGUUGGAAGACGAUAGCCAAACUAGACGCAUUCAUUUUAUUGAAUGGUUCAUAAUGUGCGACUAAUGCUAGAUGCUCAACAACCAUCCUAAGUGUGCUAAAUGCCAAUGGUGAGAGUUUCCUCAGUUUAGAUUUCAAAAGAGGGAAUGAUUCGGCGAAUUGUCUUUGACGUGAUUCUGUGUGUUGUACGCGCUCUGCGAGUGAACAUCUGAAUAAUGGCUCAGGUAAUUGACGGAGGUAAAGCUUCAAAAGGCCUGCAAUCGUGUGUGGUUCAUCAGUGUUUGUUAUUUCAAAGUUGCCAUAGUCUUUCUCAAUUCGUCUGACAAGAUCUGUGACAGCUGCCUGACGAGGACUAAUUCUAUAAAGACCUUCCGUCUUCACUCCACGUUGUCCUAAAGCCCAUAUAGCUUGAGAUACAACUCGUGGAGGAUUAUCGCCUGUACCGCAUGUCAUGGCCAAAUCUGAAAGCUUGACACCAAAGACAAGCUUCGAAUGAUUCUCCUGAAUGAUCAACGUAGAGAUAACGUGGUGGUAUACCCAAAGAAGCAGGAUCAUCUGGUAAUGUACUCUUGAAUUGAGCGAGAUCCUUCUCAGGAUCAAUUCUUUCAAUGGUAUCGCGAACAUAGUACGACAGAUUAUCUUGAGUUUUAACUGCAGCAAUGUGAUGUUCGGCGUAACAGGUCAAACGUUCGCGCAUUUGAUCAGAUAACGCCUCUAUAAAUUCAGAAAGACUGACAAAAGCUGCGCCUUGCAGACGUUCUCGCUGUAAACGUAAACUCUCCAAAUGGAAAACUGCUUGUCUGUAAGUUUGAUCGGCUUCCUCAACCUCUCUUUUCGCUUUCGCGGUCUUAAGUGCACUUGGUUUAGGACCAGAUUGGAUAGUUGAAGGAUCUUCUAUCACUUUACUCUCGCGUUCACCGUCAUUUGCACCGGCAGUACCGAUAUUUUUAAAGAAGCUAUUUAGGUGGCGCUUUCCAUUAGCCCAGUCUUUUGUCUUGAAUGCAUUUAUCAUUUCUUUGCCAGCAGACUGAUGACCACUUUCAGGUGACAUUGGUCGGGAUGAGUUUGGUAUCUCUUCAGAGUUCGUAGAUGUAUUGCUCUGUAUGGGGUGUAAACUAGCUGUAUUCUGCAAAAGCCUAGCUUGAGCUUCGAUAGCAGCACUUUGGCGCUGGUGUGUUUCCAGCUCGGUGUAUCUCUUCUCGUAUGAUUUUUUCAGCUUCAUAACCCUCUCCCUGUAGUCAUUAUAGUCAGCUGAACUUGAUCUGAUAUCUUCCUUUACGCGUCGACGCGUGCGUUCGUGUGUAUCCUAAAACAGUCAGUGGUUCAAUAACGUCCGCUUCAAUAGCAUGUUUGAAAGAAUCUCUAGCUUGUCGUUCCCGAUCUAACCCUUCACGGACCUCUUUCCAGACGUGACGGAGGGAAGUCAU